This is a messenger RNA of Lithohypha guttulata, 1380 nucleotides long. RefSeq lists its product as uncharacterized. NCBI's taxonomy places the organism in Eukaryota, Fungi, Ascomycota, Eurotiomycetes, Chaetothyriales, Trichomeriaceae. The record is from RefSeq and is a predicted model, not a curated record. The transcript is spliced from 2 exons. Bases 1 to 1380 code for a protein of 459 amino acids.
AUGAAGGGGUUUUAUCGUUGCUUACUGUUUCAAUUUCUUCAACAGUGUCCGCAGCUAAUUACACAGCUCCGCGGGUAUUUCUUGCACUCUUCAUUGUUUUCAGAGCAGAUUGAUUCCGAUGUUGGCAAUCUGCAGCAGGCUUUUCUCGACGUCCUAGAAGCUCUUGUAGUCGAUCACAACCUCUUUCUUGUCAUUGAUGGUGUAGAUGAAUGUGAGCAAGUUGAUGGGCAGGAUGAACUCAUUGAUGUCGUUCUCCAAGCAUCGGAACUCCCCAAUGUCAAAAUUUGUGUCUCAAGCCGGCCGGAGAAUAUCUUCAAGGACGCUUUCCAUCAUUGUCCGCAGCUCCGAGUCGAAGACUUGACCUUUACAGAUAUCCACUACUAUAUUACGUCGCAACUUCACCGCAGCCGCAGGUGGGUCAUCAUCGAGGCAGAGGACAAGAGUAGAGCAUUCGAGUUUACAAUGCAGAUCAUUUACAUGGCGUCGGGUGUCUUCCUGUGGGCCACUCUUGCGAUGCGUGACCUCCUUCAAGCUCUACGGGAUGGCGAUUCUCUCGACCAGCUGUAUGCAAAAUUGAAGCUAUUACCAGCCGACCUCGAUAGAUACUUCCAAUCCAUCUUGUCUUCCAUCAAAUUUGAGCAUCGAAGGGAAGCUUCCACAUUGCUACAGCUUGCUUUGUUCAAUGAGGACAAAUUCGGCUCUAUCUUUUCACUCCGUCUGAUCGACACAUUCUUCGUCGCCGAGAGCGACGAGGAUUUUUGCCUUGGACCCAGCUUUGAACCUUAUUGUCGUGAUCUUGCGGACGAGGCUGUCCUCCGGUCCAGAACGGACUCAUCAUUGCGCAAGUUGAGUAGCAGAUGCAAAGGCCUUCUGGAGUCUGUUCACUGGAAACAAAUCCAAGAUUCCGAUGACAUGACCUUCGCUGAAAGGAUAGAGCUUGUGCACAACACCAAAUUGGUCUUUCUGCAUCGUUCAUUGAGGGACUUUCUGCUGCAGCCACAGAACCAGUCGCUUCUGUAUAGUUACACCAAUGACAGAGCCAUCGAUGCGAGACAUUAUCUGAUCAGUGCACGGCUCGUUCAGUUGGUUGCUCUGACCUCGAUUGGUUUCAGUGAUGAUCUUGCGGUCGGGCUUGCGAGCCAUCUUCUUGGAGCUCUUUCCGUUGAUGAGGUCAAUGACAAGACCUCAGCUAUUGCCUCACUGGCCAAGCCUGCCAUCGAAUGGCUUGCGCACGCUGCAGACGUCACUGGCCCUGACUACAGCUAUUGGUACAUCAAUGGCAGUCUGGAAGCAUGGGACCUUGAACGCAGUGAUUUUCUGACUCUAGCCAUUGACUUUCAGCUUAGUUCUUAUGUGCUGGACAAUAUGACAAGUUACUAG